GGCCGCUGCAAGUUAGAUUUUCGCAUGUGGAUGUUACAAAUGUUCCGGAUUUUUCGGCAUAUCGUGUGAAGUCUACGAAGGAUCCACAUGUACGGUCCUCGAAGACAGAAUUACAGCGGAAGGUCUUCACGUACACUAUUGCUUUCGCGGGCACGGUACUCGCCACAACGACAGCAAAAUAUGCGGUGACAACCAUGGUCCAGACCCUAGGACCUUCUGCAAAAACGUUGGCCUUGGCUAGUAUUGAAGUCAAUCUUGCAAGCAUACCUGAAGGAAAGAACUUAGUAGUCAAAUGGCGGAACAAGCCACUUUUUGUUCGCCAUCGUACGCAAGAAGAAAUUGAACGCGAGCGAGCUGUACCACUUUCUGACCUUCGCGAUAAACAAAGAGAUGAAGAUCGCGUGGAGAAUCCAGAAUGGCUCAUUUGCAUUGGCGUCUGCACACAUUUAGGUUGCGUCCCGAUGGCGAACGCAGGGGAUUACAUAGGCGGCUUCUACUGUCCUUGUCAUGGUAGUCACUACGAUGCCUCUGGCCGUAUUCGCAAAGGCCCUGCUCCAUUGAAUUUGGAGGUUCCCCCUUACAAAUUCCUGGACGAAAAUACCCUCCUGGUUGGCUAG
Messenger RNA from Dibothriocephalus latus, 617 nucleotides. The record is from the annotation of a GenBank genome assembly. Lineage: Eukaryota; Metazoa; Platyhelminthes; Cestoda; Diphyllobothriidea; Diphyllobothriidae.